GCUUGCCCAGACCUCUGGAGCCACAAGCAGGCCGAGUGAGGUAAAAAAAACCAAGCAAUCCCAAGCAAUGGAGAACAACACCCCGUCACUUCGUCAUACAUGUUGUUGCCAACAGUGGGCUUUAAGGCUGGGAAUAUCGACACCAUUCUCGGCGGAGAUGCUUUCUCUCGAUGCUUCUGUAGACUGAUCGCGCCCAAGUAAAGUCUGCAUUUUCAGCCAUAUGUAGUCCUCAAUUUGACAUUGAACAAAAAUAACAGCGAGCGCUUAAGAAAAUACCAAGGAUGGCGCCCUCGGAUGAUUUCGAGCAGGAGGCCGGUCUCGGGAGGCGACUCUACACCAAGCCUCACUCGGGCAGGCACCCGAUCCCUACAAUACACAGCUACCGAGAGCACAGGAAGGAGCUUGAGAGCCAGCAGCAACAAACAGAAGCUGCUCAGCACGGACCCGAGGACGACUCCAGACCGAGGCGGGCUUACGAAUCAGUAAAGGCCAUCUUCAAGGACGAAGACAAACCUGGGGCAGAGCACGAUCCAUACCCAUCGACGAAUAGGCACCGAGCAGACAGGCCAAGGAAUGAGAGCCCUACUGGGAAUUAUGACCAUGGAGGUGAUGGAGAUGACCAUGAAGUCUACCACGAGGACGAGGGGGACGCCAGCGUUGAUCACAAGGAUAAGGACGAAUCCAGCAACGGUCAUGGCCACCACCACGGCCUCAAGAAACAUGGAAACGGAAAGAAGAACGGAAAGCCGGAAAAGUCAGCGACAGAGACUGCUGCAAGCGCCCUGGACCCAAAGGAGAAGCGCAAGGCGAUGAAGAAGACCAAGAGGCUAGGCGGCGGCCGAGAGGUUACAGAUCCCAUCACGCAUCUUCCCCUAGUCAUACACGACAGAACGGAGAAGGACCUGAACGCAGCCGCGGGCAACAAUUUCCAACCAGGGCUUUCGCAUGAGACAAGCACGGGCGAAAAGUCGGAAGAGCAUCUGGAGGAAGAACGUGACUUGUCGCAGCGUGGCUACAAUGGCAUGCAAGCCCUGUUCCCCCCGCCGGAUUUUGACCAUCUCAAACAAGAGCUGGAAAAGAUACACGAGCGGGCCAUGAUUGUGGGCCUGGUCGUUACUUCAUGCUUGACUGCGUUCCUCAUGAUCUUCCUGACGUCCAAACCACCCGAAGAGGCCCCCAACAGCUUUCUCGCAACCAUGUAUCGUAUCACUUCCAACACUGCGGGCAUGGCCGUCUUCGGGGGUCUCGUGGCUGCGGCCGUUGUUGGUACCGGCAACUGGAUGCGCCACAAGGUCUCGGCGCUGUUUGACGACGAGACUUGGGAUGCAGCAAAACGUGAAGAGGCUGCCGUUUUGGACUCGGAAGAAGAGCUACCCGAAUCCGUCCAGUGGCUCAACAGCAUGGUGGCAUCGAUCUGGCCCCUCAUAAACCCGGAUCUAUUCGCCUCAGCGAUAGAUAUGAUCGAGGAUGUCAUGCAGGCCUCUCUGCCCAAGGUCAUCAAGAUGGUCAGCGUGGACGACAUGGGCCAAGGAAGCGAGUCGGUCCGCAUUCUGGGCAUACGGUGGCUGCCCACGGGCGCAGCGAGCCACUCCGUGUCGGCUGACGGCAAGAUUGAACAGUCUGGCGAAGGUUCACGAGAGGAAUCGAAGCACAACUCCCAGACCGAUAUUCCCAACGCCGAUGGCGAAGAAAACAUUGAACGGAAAGAUCACAACGGCAGACGUGAUGGGGAAGGUGAUUUGGAUGGUCCGGACGCGCUCACAAAGCAUGAAGAGUCAAGUCCAUCCGCCAUCAGGACGGGCAUGAUGGCCGAGGAGGGCGAUUUUAUCAACCUGGAGCUCGCCGUGGCCUACCGUAGUCGUUCUUCCGGCAAAUCGAUCAAGUCAAAGUCCAAGAACGCCCAUUUGUACCUCAAGUUUUACCUCCCCGGCGGCAUCGCUGUACCGGUGUGGGUGGAAGUCAGGGGAUUCAUCGCUACCCUGAGGCUUCGCUUGCAGCUCACGCCUGAUCCGCCUUUUAUCGACCUCUGCACCAUGACAUUCCUCGGCCAGCCCAAGGCGAGUCUGUCUUGCGUCCCGCUGUCAAAGCACAACCUCAACAUCAUGGACGUGCCACUGAUCUCGUCAUUCGUGCAGUCGGCCAUAGACGCCGCCAUGGCAGAAUAUGUGGCACCAAAGAGCCUUACUCUUAACCUGAAAGACAUGCUCGUGGGCGAGGACUGGAAGAAGGACACAACUGCGCGCGGAGUGGUAUGGAUCUUUAUCAAGCAGGCCCGUGGCUUCAGGCAAGGUGAUGCUGGAUUGGGGCCCUUCACCGAGUCCACAUCAGAUGCGUACGUGACGGUGUCCUGGGGCAAGUUCGGCAAGCCUGUGUCGGCGACACGAAUCGUUGAAAAGGAGCGGAACCCCGACUGGCACGAAUGGGCCUCGAUCCUAGUUACUCCCGAGGAGCUCAACGCAGAAGAGAAGUUGCGUUUGCAGCUUUGGGACUCUGACAGAUGGACGGCAGAUGACGACCUUGGAAGGGUGGAUUUGGACUUGAAGUACCUCAUGACCAAUGAAGAAACCAUGAACCGGAUGCAGGAUCGAGAGGACAGAUUCUGCGGCGAAGACUCUGAGGAGAAGGUGCCCGGCACGCUCACCUGGUCCGUUGGGUAUUUCUCCAAAACUCGCAUCACAGACAAGGUCCUCGAGAAGCAAACCUACAACCCCGAGAUCAAGUCCAAGGCUCAUCUCAAAGAACAUGUGUCAGACAUGGCAGAGUACAAGCUUCGCGAGUCGGGCAAGGCGCCGGAAGACAGCGAAGUCAAGCAGCAGAAGGCCCAGGACUACAAGGAGAUCGAGGACAACAUGAUAAUAUCUGCACCUCCAUCUGAGGAUUAUCCCUCGGGCAUUCUCAGCAUACAGAUCCACAACAUCACCGGCCUUGAAGUGCAGCGACUGAACAAGAAGGACAAGAAUACAAUGAGCGAGUACGCCGAGGAAUCGGAGCACGAGGACGACAUGCCUGACAGCUACUGCACCAUAAUACUCAACCACAGGAAGGUGUACAAGACGCGCACCAAGCCCAAGAACUCGAAGCCAUUUUUCAACGCUGGGACCGAGCGUUUCGUCAAGGACUGGCGCACGGCCGAGGUCAUGAUAUCGGUGCGAGACUCACGUGAACGGGAGGACGACCCGCUCAUCGGCCUCAUCUUCCUCCCUCUCGCCAAGGUCUUUGCGAAUCGCACUCAACUACACGAAGACUAUCCUCUGAUCGGCGGGAUCGGUUACGGCAGGGCGAGGGUCAGCAUGGUGUGGCGUAGCGUCGAGCUCAAGCUGCCGCAGCAUCUCUUGGGGUGGAACUACGGCACCAUCGAGAUCAAGGACGGCAUAAGGUCCAAAGUCUACGGUGCUCUGCCUGCCGACAUACGCAAGAAUCGCAUCAAGGUCCGGACAAACAUGGACAGGAUCAAGCUCUACCCACGCGGUGGCAGGACGGGGCAGAAUGGAUCCGACGGUCGUCCUGGAGAGUGGAAGCCCAAAGAAAAGAAGCAUCGGGACGGCGCCUUCCUCCCCGUUCGCAGGCGCUACGCCUCAUGUCUCGUCAUCGAGUUCCGUGAGGAUGGUUUCAUUGCCAACAGCACGGCAGCAUUCGCGGUGCUGUGGCUCCAUGAGCUUGUGGAUGAGGAGGAGCAGGAGGUCACGCUCAAGGUAUGGCGCGGCUCCAAGGAUGCACUCAAGCGAGCCGAGUCUUGCUGCGACUACGAUGGGAUGCACGAUGGAGAAACACACCUGGGCGAGGUCGUCAUGACGUUGAGGUUCUGGCGCGGUCUUUCGGGUUACCACAAGAGCUACGCGUCCAAGUCCAAGAACCAGGACAUGCGCAACGUCAUGGAGUGUCUGGACACCAUUACAGACGAGGGUCUGCGCGACGUGGAGGGCGACGAGGGCGACGACUCGGACGACAGUGACAGCAGCGACGAGGAAGGCGGCGCGAAUCAGGCGGACGACGACGACGACAAGGAGAAUGCCGAGGAGAAGAAGACGCGGAAAAAGCUGCAGACGCACGCCAACGACUCGGAAUCGGAAAUAUCAGACAGCGACGACGACGACAAUGACAGGAUCAAGAGGUCGAACGGGCAGUCGUCGCGACUCUCGCUCUCCCGGUUCAAAAAAAUCAAAAGCAUCUUCCGGUCGCCGGUGAACGGUGGCACGGACGCGGCGCUCAACGUCGUGGCGCCGGGUCACAACUCGCCCGACGAUCCGGACACCGGGCUGAGGGGCCAGUUGAGGGAGUACAAGGACCAUCAUCGGUCCCUGCACCGGAAGCAUCGGGGUGUGAUGCAGUGGCGGGUGGCCAGGGAAGCGGACCACGUUGGCGGCAAGUUCAGCAGGCUCAAGGGCACUGUGCAGGGGGCUUUCAAGCAUGGAGACAAGCAUAUUGGGAUUGAGACGGAAGUCUAACUCUUUUUUUUUUUUUUUUUUUUUUUUCUCAAUUGUUUUCGUACAAAGAAAUCGGAUCGACCGAACAGAAUGACGGAGGGAAAAAUAUCGGUUGCAUCGAUUUGAAGAAAGUAAUUAAUAAUGUCAUAAGCUUAUGUUCGCCUGUAUGUCGUUAUUUCUGUUAGU
This is a messenger RNA of Pyricularia oryzae 70-15, 4610 nucleotides long. RefSeq lists its product as uncharacterized. The record is from RefSeq and is a predicted model, not a curated record. The coding region runs from base 282 to 4445 and encodes 1387 amino acids. Gene Ontology annotation, molecular function: lipid binding. The transcript has a single exon. Lineage: Eukaryota; Fungi; Ascomycota; Sordariomycetes; Magnaporthales; Pyriculariaceae.